UACGAUGUGAGAAGCAGCACAGCUACAGCAGUUGAAUCUCUGCUUCACAGUCAAGCUGGUGUUUACGUGAGCUUCUGGAUGAAAUAAAAAUGGCGAGUGUGUUGUGUUUGACGCUCUGGGUUCUGCUGCUCCCCCUGCUGGCUGGAAGUCUUCCUUUUUCGCAGGAACUUUUUCCGACAGAUUGCGCUGAUGUCUACGCUAACGGACACACACUCAGUGAAGUGUACACGAUCUACCCUGCAGGAGAAACUCCUGUACAGGUGUACUGUGACAUGGGCUGCUGGGGAAGCCGAACAAAUGAUGGGAACUGGACGGUGAUUCAGAGGAGAAUGGAUGGCAGCGUAAACUUCUACAGACCAUGGGAACACUACAAGAAAGGGUUUGGGAACAAAGAUGAAGAAUACUGGCUGGGAUUGGAGAAUCUCCACCAGCUCACACGUAAGAGGAAAUAUGAGCUGAGAGUGGACCUACAGGACUUUGAUGGAUCAUCAGUUUAUGCUCAUUAUUCCUAUUUCUCUGUGGAUUCGGAAGCUGAGGGCUACAAGCUCACUGUUAGUGGUUUCAUUAAUGGAGGUGCAGGUGAUUCUCUGGCUUCACACAAUGGACAGAAAUUCUCCACCUUUGAUAAAGACCAGGACUCUUAUCCAGAAGGGAACUGUGCUAAAUCCUACCUCGGGGCUUUUUGGUACAAUCAGUGCCAUCACGCUAAUCCUAACGGGAUUUACCUGUGGGGAAAUGACGGCACUCAUUACGCCAUUGGGAAUGUGUGGCAGCACUGGAAGGGAUAUAAUUAUGGUCUCAAGUACAUCGCUAUGAAGAUCAGACCUGUAGCGUAGUGAGGAGAUUCUCUUUAUAAAACUGUUCUUGAGGGUGAAUAUAAACCAUGCAUUAUUAAUGUUGUGUGAUCCAUCAUUACAAUAUAUAGAUAAUAUAUUAUUAUAUGUGUACCAUUUAGGCAAAUGAUAAAGUUUUUAAGAAACCAAGAAAUGAGUUUCAAUCAACUUUUGUUCUGCAUAAACAUAUGAUUAGACAUUCUGAAAUGACUGAAAUUGUCACCAUGACAACAAUAAAAGCGACUGCAUUAUCAUUACAGUUCAACGCUUCAAACUGGAACAUGGAGGAGUUGAAUUAUGCAUAAAGAUUAUUCAAAUGCCAACUUUCAUUGGUCUGAGCAGCUGUUUGCUGUCCCUCUUCAACACCAAAAAAAGUGAACAUUUCUAUUUCUGCACUUUUUAUGCAA
Silurus meridionalis is the source of this 1240-nucleotide messenger RNA. Its product is annotated as microfibril-associated glycoprotein 4-like. Lineage: Eukaryota; Metazoa; Chordata; Actinopteri; Siluriformes; Siluridae. The coding region runs from base 90 to 836 and encodes 248 amino acids. The transcript is spliced from 6 exons. Gene Ontology annotation, biological process: elastic fiber assembly. The record is from RefSeq and is a predicted model, not a curated record.